Molecule: messenger RNA, 156 nt
Organism: Caenorhabditis briggsae
Lineage: Eukaryota; Metazoa; Nematoda; Chromadorea; Rhabditida; Rhabditidae
Exons: 1
Coding region: 1-156 (51 amino acids)
Source: RefSeq, a predicted model, not a curated record
AUGUGCAAAGCCGGAUUUGCCGGAGACGAUGCUCCAAGCGCCGUGUUCCCAUCCAUCGUUGGAAGACCACGUCAUCAAGGAGUCAUGGUCGGUAUGGGACAGAAGGACUCGUACGUCGGAGACGAGGCCCAAUCCAAGAGAGGUAACUAUUUUUAA